AUGACCUCCUCUUACGAUAAUAUCCCUAACUAUACGUCUACAGCUUUUGCAAGUAAACACUUAGUGCUAAAUCAUCUUGGAGACGUGGCACACGGCGAAUACUCAAGAUUUAUGGAAAAGCUGAGCAACUCUGUUCCCAUGGCACAAAAUAUCAGUGACGAACUUUUAGAACCCAAAUCAAAUGAAUCCUCUCGUGACUCAGUGCAUUAUUCGUCCUCGCAGUGGAACUCACAUGGAAUCAACAUGUAUUUGGGUCCUUCUCAGGUAGGUGGCUCCUCUGAGAUGGCGACGCAUAUGCAUCAUGUGGGCUCUCCUAAUGUGAUUCAUCGUUCACAAAAUUCUCUUGGUUCAGUACUGUCUCUUUCGCCUACCCUUUCUAUGCCUAAGUCUAAUCAACGAAAAAUCUCAAAACCGAGGAUUACAACGAUUUACUGGGAGGCUGAAAGCACAACGUGUUUUCAAGUGAAAGCGGGCAAAGUGGUGGUUUCAAGGAGAGAAAAGGACGAUUAUGUGAAUGGUACAAAAUUACUUAAUGUUACGGGUAUGAGCCGGGGGAAGAGAGAUGGCUUAUUAAAAACUGAAAAAGGACGUAUCGUUGUCCGAAAUGGCCCAAUGAAUUUGAAAGGAGUUUGGAUUCCCUUUCAUCGUGCUUCUGAAAUUGCAAGGAAUGAAGGGGUUGAUCAGCUUCUAUACCCAUUGUUUGUUAGUAAUAUUAGAGAGUUUUAUCAAGUGCGUGGGCAAGAUCUUCGGCAAGAGAGUGCUUCGGACAACGAGGAAGUCAGCACAGCACCAGAAUCUUUUAUGGAUGCAGAUUUAUCUGCAAAUGACACUAAGACCCAUACGGGGGCUAUGCCGUUCUAUUUUCCAUAA
Messenger RNA from Clavispora lusitaniae ATCC 42720, 870 nucleotides. It is a transcript of the gene EFH1, whose product is annotated as KilA-N domain-containing transcriptional regulator EFH1. Gene Ontology annotation, molecular function: sequence-specific DNA binding; DNA-binding transcription factor activity. Gene Ontology annotation, biological process: positive regulation of transcription by RNA polymerase II. The record is from RefSeq and is a predicted model, not a curated record. Gene Ontology annotation, cellular component: nucleus. Lineage: Eukaryota; Fungi; Ascomycota; Pichiomycetes; Serinales; Metschnikowiaceae.